This is a messenger RNA of Paramuricea clavata, 965 nucleotides long. The record is from the annotation of a GenBank genome assembly. NCBI's taxonomy places the organism in Eukaryota, Metazoa, Cnidaria, Anthozoa, Malacalcyonacea, Plexauridae.
AUGACCUACAAGGAUCAACCUUGGGAGUGGACAUUGCAGCAUGCGCGCGCGAUUGACCAACUGAAAGAAGCCUUGGUAAAUGCACCGGUACAACGUACUUUGAUGCAAACAAGGAUACUGAAAUCUCGGUCGACGCCAGUCCUGUUGGAUUAGCUGCCAUUCUCUCGCAAGUGGACAGAAAGACCGGUACCCACCACAUCGUCACCUAUGCCAGUCGUUCCUUGUCUGAGACAGUGACAAUCUAUACCGAUCACAAGCCUCUAGUGUCCAUCUAUGGCAACCCAAGUUCUAAACCUCCUGCAAGAGUAGAGAGAUGGGCUCUCCGACUUCAGCCUUACCAACUGACAGUCUGUUACCGAAAAGGAGAAGGAAACCCCGCAGAUUACUUGUCACGCCACCCCUCCAAACAACCAACCACAGCUAGCUGAGAACAAAAGAUCACAGAAGAGUAUGUUAAUUACAUCACCGUGACCUCAACCCCAAAAGCACUAACGGUCCAGGAAAUUGAAGAAGCUACCAAAGCUGAUGCGACCUUGCAAGCAGUAUCCAAGGCAACCGAGACAGGUAAUUGGCAAGAAGGACCUAAGCAAUCGGAUGUGGACAGCGUAGCUUAUACCGCGUGGCAGAAGGUAAAAGAGGAGUUGUCAGUAGGUGUGACAGCCCAGAUAAUUCUUCGAGGAACAAGAAUAGCUGUUCCCAGAAAACUACAAGAGCGCGUAGUAAACUUAGUACAUGAGGGACACCAAGGAGUUGUGAAGACAAAGUCACUUCUGCGUGAAAAGGUAUGGUUCCCUGGCAUCGACAAGUUGGUAGAAAAGAAAGUCGAGUCAUGUUGUGUGUGUUUGAUCUCAACUCCAGAGUCUAAACGUGAACCUCUCAAAAUGUCUCCACUACCGAAAGCCCCAUGGUCGGAAGUUAGCAUGGAUUUUGCGAAGCUUCCAAACAGCGAGUAUCUCCUGAUAUAA